AACCGGUUCCAGGUGACCCACACAGUUGCCCUCGGCACAAUUGGGGAGUCCAAUUACCACUUUGGGGUCACGUAUGUGGGGACGAAGCAGCUGAGUCCCACAGAGGCCUUCCCCGUGCUGGUGGGCGACAUGGACAACAGUGGCAGCCUCAAUGCACAGAUCAUCCAUCAGCUGAGCCCAGGCCUCAGGUCCAAGAUGGCCAUCCAGACCCAGCAGUCAAAGUUCGUGAACUGGCAGGUGGAUGGGGAGUGCUGGGGCUGCGACUUCACAGCUGCUGUCACCCUAGGCAACCCAGAUGUCUUGGUGGGUUCAGGGAUCCUCUGGGCCCACUAUCUCCAGAGCAUCACGCCAUGUCUGGCCCUGGGAGGAGAGCUCGUUUACCACCGGCGGCCUGGAGAAGAGGGCACUGUCAUGUCUCUAGCUGGGAAAUACACGUUGAACAACUGGUUGGCCACAGUGACGCUGGGCCAGGCGGGCAUGCACGCAACGUACUACCACAAAGCCAGUGACCAGCUGCAGGUGGGCGGCGAGUGCGAGGCCAGCACCAGGAUGCAGGACACCAGUGCCUCCUUCGGGUACCAGCUGGACCUGCCCAAGGCUAACUUCCUCUUCAAAGGCUCUGUGAGCAGUAACUGGAUCGUGGGCGCCACGCUGGAGAAGAAGCUGCCUCCCCUUCCCCUGACACUGUCCCUGUGCGCCUUCCUGAACCACCGCAAGAAUAAGUUCCUGUGCGGCUUUGGCCUCACCAUCGGCUGAGCCCUGUCGCCCUUCCUCUGCAGACCACCGCUGGGCCGCCGCCCUCCCCUCCUCUCCCUCCCUCCUGGGGCCAGGGCAGCGGGAAGGAGGGGACCCACCUCAUGCUCGAGGAUCCCCAGCGCCAGGGGACAGUGUCCGGGGGCCUGGGGUCCCGGAGGGAGUUCUGGAAUUUGAAGGGCACUCGGUUAUGAGCGCCCUGGUAGAGGUGGCUGGACAGGCUCAGGGAGGCCGCCCGUCACUUUCCCCUCCACCCCUCCAUAGAAAUCAUGUUUAUAAGUUAUGGAAGAACGGGACAUUUUACAGAAAAAAAACUUAAAAAAACAAAAAAUACACAAGGAAAAAAAACGGA
Molecule: messenger RNA, 1105 nt
Organism: Cricetulus griseus (Chinese hamster)
Lineage: Eukaryota; Metazoa; Chordata; Mammalia; Rodentia; Cricetidae
Source: RefSeq, a predicted model, not a curated record